AUGGUGAAGAGUGGUUCCCCAUUGGACGCGAUUGCUAUUUGUGGCCCCUCAGGCGUGGGGAAAGGAGCGCUUCUUGGCCGCUUGCUGAAGGACUUUCCGGAUCGCUUUGGCUAUUCCGUCUCGCACACGACAAGGCCGCCGCGUGAAGGUGAAGAAAAUGGACGCGAGUAUCACUUUUCUGAUCGUGCCACUGUAGAACGCAUGCAGGACGAAGACGAGUUCAUUGAGCUCUGUGAGGUGCACGGGAAUUUGUAUGGCACUAGCGCGAAAGCGAUGGCGGCGGUGCGGGACACCGGAAAAGUUUGCAUCCUCGAGGUGGACAUCAAAGGCGUCCAAAAGAUACGCGAUAAGGAGUCGCUGAAUGCGCUGUACAUUUUUGUUACUUCCCCAUCGAUGGAGGAGCUGCGCGAGCGCAUUCGGAAGCGGGGGGCGGACAACGAGGAGGUCCUUCAACGACGUCUCCGCACUGCUGAGGAGGAGUUGCGGUUCGUUGAAGAAAACCCCACCUUUUUUUCGCACAUUAUCCUCAACGAGGACCUUGAUGCGGCGUACGAGGAGCUACAUCGAAUUCUCGAAGAGGCGUUUGAGACGUGUAACAUGCGUGGUCUGAGGCGGAUCUCCAGGGAAGCCGGCGGAUAA
Trypanosoma conorhini is the source of this 639-nucleotide messenger RNA. Its product is annotated as guanylate kinase. Gene Ontology annotation, cellular component: cytosol. Gene Ontology annotation, biological process: purine nucleotide metabolic process. Lineage: Eukaryota; Euglenozoa; Kinetoplastea; Trypanosomatida; Trypanosomatidae. The record is from RefSeq and is a predicted model, not a curated record. The coding region runs from base 1 to 639 and encodes 212 amino acids. The transcript has a single exon. Gene Ontology annotation, molecular function: GMP kinase activity.